AUGGUCCGACAUGUGGUAGAGGAGCAACAGAGGAGCAAUGGAGGUGCAGAGCUUCACUCUGCUUCAGAGAAAGGCAAACUAGACUGGACCUACGUCCCUGGCUACAUUUUAGUGGUUGUCUUAAUUAUUGAAAUACGGUGCAAAAAUGAUACUGAAGCUCUUAUACACAUAGCGUACAAUAAAUUAAUUAUGAGGAGGAUCAUUGCUAAGAGGGAAAGUAAGUGUGACCUGGAUGAAUAUAAUUUAGGUGUUCAGUGCUGCAAGAAAUGUGAACGUGGUUUUGUUAAAAAGAUUGACUGCCCAACAGAUACUAGCAAACACUGUGCUCCAUGUGAAAAUGGAAAGGAGUACAUACAUCAUGUCAAUGAUGCGGACAAGUGCUUGAGAUGCUCUUCAUGUGAUAGCAUAUUCGGUUUGGAGGUGGCAAAGAACUGUACUCCAGCACAGAACACAGAAUGCACCUGUGCAAAGAACCAUUUUUGCAAUUCUACUGUACCAUGUAGUCAUUGCAAUCCAUGUACCACAUGUGAAAGUGGCGUAAUUGAAAGACAAUGUACUUCGACUUCAGACACUGUGUGUGGAAUGAAAGAAACAGCCAUGCCAUCAUGGGCCACUGCUUUGAUAAUUGUGUUAGUACUGCUACUACCAGCUGGAGCGAUAUUCUGGUACAAGAGAAAACAGAAAGGUCUUACUGGCAAGGAGAAUCUAGGUGAAGUAGUUCCCAAAACAGAGGCUUCUUAUGAGAAUGUACCUCUCAUAUACACAGAUGUUGACCUGAGCAGCCAUGUUGCUGGUAUCGUGGAGGAGAUGACACUCCAAGAAGUCAAGACGUUUGUUCGUAAUCACAAAGUACCAGAACCUGUCAUAGAUCAAACUGUUCGGGAUUAUUUUAGUGAUACAUCUGAACAGAAGAUUAAACUGUUUCAAGUCUGGUAUCAAAGACAUGGCAUAAAAGGAGCCUAUGGAACCCUAAUAAACAGCCUGAGAGAGUUUAAAAUGUGCACUGCCGCUGAUAAAAUUGAGGAAAAACUGAAGGCAGCUGUUUCCAGCUGUCAGGAAGGGGGACAGUCUGAUAAUGAUGACACUGAGCAAAGCAAGACCUGCACUCAGGAAGGUAGAAAUUCUUACAAUGAUAGUGCUGAGCUAAGUAACACCUAUUCUGGUAGUUUGGAAGAGACAUAG
Molecule: messenger RNA, 1182 nt
Organism: Cariama cristata (Red-legged seriema)
Lineage: Eukaryota; Metazoa; Chordata; Aves; Cariamiformes; Cariamidae
Gene: FAS
Product: Fas cell surface death receptor
Exons: 9
Coding region: 1-1182 (393 amino acids)
Biological process (GO): negative regulation of apoptotic process; immune response; extrinsic apoptotic signaling pathway in absence of ligand
Cellular component (GO): external side of plasma membrane; membrane raft; CD95 death-inducing signaling complex
Molecular function (GO): tumor necrosis factor receptor activity; protein binding
Source: RefSeq, a predicted model, not a curated record